This is a messenger RNA of Syzygium oleosum, 850 nucleotides long. Its product is annotated as high-affinity nitrate transporter-activating protein 2.1-like. The transcript has 2 exons. Gene Ontology annotation, biological process: nitrate transmembrane transport; response to nitrate. Lineage: Eukaryota; Viridiplantae; Streptophyta; Magnoliopsida; Myrtales; Myrtaceae. Gene Ontology annotation, cellular component: plasma membrane. The record is from RefSeq and is a predicted model, not a curated record. Bases 218 to 838 code for a protein of 206 amino acids. Gene Ontology annotation, molecular function: nitrate transmembrane transporter activity.
CCUCCAAAGUCCCCCAAAAGAGAAUAGCGUGUGUGAACAAGUAGACGAGAGCCCCCGUCUCUUCUCCAAAGUCAGAGGGAAGCUGUUCUGCGCACGGCUGAGACUUUCUUGGCCAACAUCCUAGUCGUCGUCCUCCUACUACUGCUAGUAUUAGUUGCCAAUUGUCUGCAUAGAGCCCGCCAUUGUCCAGAGCUUCUCUCUCUCUGUGUAAAGAAUCAUGAAGUCUCAGUUCCUCAUCGCUUUGGUUUUGGUUCUCCUUCGCUCGCUCAUGUCAUGCCAUGGAGGAGUGCUCCUCUCCACACUCCCGAGAACCAUCCUGGUCUCUGCUUCUCCUCAGCCUGGACAAGUUCUCAAAGCAGGAGAGGACACGAUGACAGUCAAGUGGAGCUUCAACCAAAGCGUCCUCACGUCACAGGAAAACGAGACGUACAAGACCAUAAAGGCCACUUUGUGUUACGCUCCCGUGAGCCAAGACGACCGUGCGUGGAGGAAAACGUUCAACGAUCUCAGCAAGGACAAGACCUGCCAAUUCACCAUCGUGGAAGAACCUUACGCUGCCGCCGACGCCAACAACGCCUCGGCUCGCAGCUUCGAGUGGACGAUACAGAAGUACGUGCCCACGGCGACCUACUUCGUGAGGGCGUACGCCUACGACUCCGACGGCAUCGAGAAGGCUUACGGUCAGACCACGGACGAGAAGAAGACCGCCGACUUGUUCCGGAUCGAGUCCAUCAGCGGCCGCCACGCCUCGCUCGAGAUCGCCGCCGGUUGCUUUUCCGCCUUCGCCUUGGCGUCCUUGUUCGGGCUGUUCUGGGCGGAGAAAGCCAAGAAGAAGUGAUUUUUCAGAUGA